Messenger RNA from Aspergillus viridinutans, 957 nucleotides. RefSeq names its product DUF3632 domain-containing protein. The transcript has a single exon. The coding region runs from base 1 to 957 and encodes 318 amino acids. NCBI's taxonomy places the organism in Eukaryota, Fungi, Ascomycota, Eurotiomycetes, Eurotiales, Aspergillaceae. The record is from RefSeq and is a predicted model, not a curated record.
AUGUUGCCCACUCUGGAAGAUGCCCUUCGCAGUCGGGAAACUCUCCGUGUUCACCACAUCGCGGCGAUUGACGCGGAAGUUUUGGAACAAGGCUACAACGACGAUAACACGUUCUGGCACAAAGUACGAAUAUCUGUCCAAAAUUUGUCAACCCGAUACUCCAGGUCCGGCCUUCCGAUUGUUUUCUAUGAGUAUGACUUGCGCGAACUGUGGUAUAAGUUGAUCCAGGGUGCAAAAAUCACGGACGCCAAACACCCCGCUCAAGACCGGCUGGCAGCCGAAGUUUUGCACGCGCGUGAAAUGGGUACCCUGUCUCGCAAAAUUGCGGUUCCAGUCCCAGGGUUACAAGGAGAAGGACCGAGACACUGGAAUCAAGAAGAAGCCUUGACAUCCGAUGGCAGGAUCUGGGCUGAUCUGCCCUUUCUUGUCGAAGCAAUAUAUGAACCUUGGAAAAAUGCCCUAGAACUACCGGCACGCCAACGACGUAAUCCUAGCGCUUUUAUAGCCCGCCUUGCCUCCUGGGGCGUCCGGGAUCCCGACUUGUGCUUGUGUGCUCUUUGGAUCUUACGGGAUGCGCUGGAGACCCCGAGACCAUUGGUUUCAACUGCUACGAACUCCGAGAAUGACCUACUGCCGAUUGAAGACAUGGUACCAGCAGCCGUGGUGUGGUUUGAGUUAUGUGGCCACAAGAUUGAAAGUCUUUGUCUUAUGAACUAUGAUUUUGAUGAUUCGGCCAUUGGUAGCCUUGCAAGGGACGAUGGUGUCGAUCCAACAACUGGAUUCAGCAUUUCGCGAUGGCACUUCUGGAAAAGACGCUUAGAUGAGCUCAGCACCUGCGGCCAUGAAGAAACGGCAGCUUUUGCUCUUCGGGGUGCAGAUUGUAUGAAGUUUUGGGGCGAGAGGAUCUCGAGCCUUGAACAAGGGCAAAUUUGUCCAAUAGCCCUCAGAGAAGGAUAA